AUGAAUCAGGAACGACAAGGAGAAUUAGGGUUAGGUAUUUCGGGAAACUUUGAUGAUGAUAAUCAAAACAAUGUGAAUAACCCGGAAAACGUUAAUAACCCAAGGAACCCGAAUAACGAAGGAGGACCGCCGGUUGUUCCUGCAAGACCAGUCCGUGAUGUGGCAGUCCCACUUACAGCCAACCUGGCAUCCAGGAACCAAGGGUAUGAGGGUGAAAUGUCUAGAAAUUCAACCCAAAAGGUUGCAGAGAUCUUAGAUGUACACCAAGCUACUGACAUAAAUGCCAAAUUAGAUGCAAUGCAACAUAACAUUACAUUGCAAUUUAAACAAAUAGCUCUAAACCAGGCUUCGAGGGGCGGAGUGCAACAAAACUAUGGUAAUACUUACAAUCCCAGUUGGAAGAACCACCCUAACUUCUCGUGGGGUGGUAAUCAAAACCAAAAUCAGACACAAGGGGUUAACCAAUACCGUUCUCAAGGGGCUGGGCAACAGUACUACAAUCCUAACCAAAGCUCAAAUACUAGUGCACAAAAAGGGGGGAUGACCAAUGAAGAGCUACUCCAAAAGCUCACGACUGAAAUAGGGACCAAAUUAAAUGCUAGAAUAGAUAAGCAGGAUGAGAACAUUAGAAACAUCCACAUGCCCCAAAUGAGUUUAGAGAAACAAGUUGUGCAAGUGGCCAAUUCUCUGAACUUGCGACCCCAAGGUGGGCUACCCGGUGAUACUGAGCCCAAUCCAAAGCAAUUGCAUGAGGGUAUACUGAAGUAUGCUAAAUUCAUGAAGGACAUAGUGGCUAGCAAGAGGAGGCUCACGGAAUAUGAAACCGUAGCACUUACUGAGGAGUGCAGCUCAAGGAUUCAAAACAGACUACCCAAAAAGUUAAAAGAUCCGGGCAGCUUUACUGUACAGAUUACAAUUGGGCAGAGUGUUCACGCCCGGGGGUUGUGUGAUUUCGGGGCUAGUAUAAAUUUGAUGCCCUUAUCUUUGUAUCUAAAACUGGGGUUGGGUAGUCCAAAAAGAACCACUGUUAUUCUUCAACAUGCCGAUAGAUCCAUUGCUAGGCCAAAGGGGGUGGUAGAAGAUGUGUUAGUGCAAGUAGGUUCAUUGAUUUUUUCGGUAGAUUUUGUGGUAUUAGACUUUGAACCCGAUCCUGAAGUUCCAUUCAUUUUGGGUCGUCCUUUUUUGGCCACGGGUAAGGCAUUGAUUGAUAUAGCAGCUGGUCAAUUAACCAUGAGGGCACAUGAUAAGGUCGAGGUAUUUGAUGUUUACCGCGCUCUAAAAUUACCUUCUAUUUAUGAAGAAUUGUCUGCUAUUACUGUGGUUGAUCGCCUAGUAGAAGCACAUUCAGUUGUGCCUGACGACCCAUUAUGA
Molecule: messenger RNA, 1371 nt
Organism: Solanum stenotomum
Lineage: Eukaryota; Viridiplantae; Streptophyta; Magnoliopsida; Solanales; Solanaceae
Exons: 4
Coding region: 1-1371 (456 amino acids)
Source: RefSeq, a predicted model, not a curated record